Messenger RNA from Sphenostylis stenocarpa, 2256 nucleotides. NCBI's taxonomy places the organism in Eukaryota, Viridiplantae, Streptophyta, Magnoliopsida, Fabales, Fabaceae. The record is from the annotation of a GenBank genome assembly.
AUGGUUCUAACCAGGUUAUCUGAAAAUUUCAGGGAACAUCAUCCAGAAAAUGUUUUUUCAUCCAUGGAAACAAUUAUGACCCUUGUUAUAGAGGAAAGUGAAGAUAUAUCCUUAGGUCUUCUGUCUCCACUACUGGACAGCAUUAGGAAAGACAACGAGGAAGUUUUUCCAAUUGCCCAAAAAUUGGGGGAGAGGAUCCUUGAAAGUUGUGCAACCAAGCUCAAACCCUACUUGGUUCAAGUGGUGAAAUCCUUGGGUAUAUCCAUGGAUGAUUAUAGUUCUGUACUUGCUUCAAUAUGCCAAGAUACAUCUGAUGAUCUGGAGAAAAAUGAUACCUGUGUGACUAGUGAGCAUGUUGAAGAUAAGAGUGAGUCAGCAAAACAAUCACUGGAGGAGUCAACUCGUGUGGUUAAAAAGGAUUCAAGGGAAGUUACAUCCUCUCAACAAGAAAAUCCCGAUGCGAAUAAAUCUCCUAACUCAGUCAUGAGCUAUGGUGUUACAUGUGUUGGAGAAGAUACUGCUUUAACUGAUUCCAAUCCCAUCAAAAAGCAAGAGGAUGCUGAUUGCUCUAAUCACUCUGAAGGGUUGAAUAUAUCUGGUCAUGAGGUGCGUAAAGAUUUGGACAUUGAAAUGGUUGACAAUAGUAAAAAAACAGCAGGAAAAUCUACCAAGAGAUCACGAAAGAAAUCAAGCUCUUCAUCUAAAUCCACAAAGCCUUCCCAGGCUCUAGUUGCUACUAAUGAGAAGGAAACUGAGAAAAUGCGUGACUAUGAAAGCAACAGCAAAAUAAUUCCCAGUUCCCCACAUGAGGAGCAUUUUGUUGAAGCAGCAGGACCUUCAGGGAAUAACAAAGAAAAUGAUGCUAAGAUUUCUUUAUCAAAGGCAUUCAAUGAUGAAUCUGAAGUUGAGGUUUCGAUUCCAAGUGAAAGCCUCUAUGAUGAAAAUCAUUCCAAGAAAUUUGGACGAUCAAAAAAGAAAUAUGAUCCUGUAAAAGAAGGUGCUGCAGUUGAUGUUUCAAAGGUUUCUGGAGGAGCUAGUGAUUCAGAAGCUAAACCUGGUAGGCGGUCAGUGAAAAAGGCACUUAGUCAAAAGUCUGAUGUGAAAAAAACUAGUGUGGAAGAUUCAGUAAAAAAAGGAAGUGGGGCAACAAAUAAUGCUGAUGCAAAAAAGUACUCAGCCAAGAAAUUAGAUGAAAACAAAAAGGGUGGUGGUGGUGGAUCCUCUUCAAGGCAGAUGGAAGACAGGAGAAAGGGAGGGCGGGGGAAAGAGAAGUCUGAAACAGAUGUAGCAAAAACAUCUGCAAUGGAUGUGGACAAGGAAAUGGUUUCUUCUCCGAGGUCUGGUAUUAAAUCAACUAAAUAUGAAAGUUCAGAGGAGACUCCCAAGACAAGUGUGAAAAGGAAACAUACUGCAGGAGAUGAGUCUGAUACGAAAGAAUAUGGUGAAAACCUUAUCGGUUUACGGGUCAAAGUUUGGUGGCCUAAGGAUCGUGAGUUUUACAAAGGUGUUAUUGAUUCUUUUGAUUCUUCCAAAAAGAAGCACAAGGUCUCUUAUGAUGAUGGUGAUGAAGAAGUAUUAAAUCUUGUGAAGGAAAAAUGGAAGGUCAUUAAAGAGGACUCAGAUGCAGAAGAGGAUGAACGAAGCGACCACCCAAGUCUUGAUGCUUCCACUGAUGUGCCCCCAAAGAAGAAAGGGAAAACAAGUGCUGGUCAAUCAACUAAGCAAGGAAAGAUGGAUGCUUCUUCCAGAAGUGGGGGAACAACAUCAUCUAGUAGAUCAAAAAGUGUAUCCAUGAAAUCUAGCCACAACUCCAAGACUAUUAGGAAAUCUGAGGAUGAAAUUAAUAGAAAAUCCAAGGACAGCACUCCUAAAAGUGUUAGCAAUAAAUCUAUUGUUUCUGCUAAAAAAAUGAGUGAUAAAUUGAAAAACAUUGAUACUUCGAAGACCAGGGAAUCAAAGGAUGAUGAUAAUACCACACCAAAGACCUCUUCCAAGUCUAAGCAAGAAAUUAUAAAAAGUGGAAAAUCCGAGAAAGCAACCCUAAAGACUGCCAUGUCCAGAGGAAAACCUCUGAAAAGUGGUGGAAAGACUGAUGUUAAUGGUACCGGCAAGGUGAAAUCUGGUUUAUUGAAGAAAAAAAAAUUUGAGAAUGAGAAUUCAGAAGGAGAGGUAGAAGAUGCCAAGGGCAAGACUUCAACUUCAUUUAAGGCUCAAGAAAGUGAGCCUAAGAGUGGAAAGAAGCGGCGGAGAACUUAG